CAGCUCGCGGAGCCUCAACACUGUUAACGAGCCGCGAUUCAUUUUCAUCUGAUCAUUGGGCAUCUGCCUUCGAAAUCCACUGUACUGCAAUCAAAGAGGCGUGGUGGUCGGAUUCUUGGCCUUCGAAGGUCUUCAACUUGCGAAAAGAGGCUGACACGGAAGGUUGAUCCCAAUCCGUUACACCCGAACAGCGUCUUUAUAUAACAGUCUGAACGUGCUGAGGCCAUGCUACGUCCUGCAAAUCUGCCUCAUUUCUCAUAUGCGCCUCUUCAACCCAUUUUCGCGUCGCAACGUCCAUAUAUCAACCCGUACCUUGCUCAAAACUUCUGGACCCGCCACGUCCGUCGUGUUCAAUCCUCGUCAGCAGCCCAAGGGGCUUACCUACGCUCAGUUCGCUCCAAGAAAGCUCUAGUAUGGCUCUGCAUUGGUACUAAUUGCAUCGUCUGGCUCUCUUGGCAAGCAUCCAGAAGGGAGGGCGGCACCUCAAAGCAAGCCGCUAAGAUCCGGAAACUUGGUUUGGAUCUCCAGAAGAAUUUCUUGCUUGCUACACGCAAUGUUCGCGAAGGAAGGUGGUGGGUCCUCAUCACCAGCGCAUUUAGCCACAUAAGCUUUUGGCAUUUGUUUGUGAACAUGUUCACGUUCCAGCAACUUAGCCAGGUCUUGGUUUACACUCCCGGGUUGACGGCGUCGCGACACUUGGCUCCUUUAAUUUUCGGUUCUGCGCUGGCAGGAUCCGCGGCUUUUCUUUCACACGAAAGCGCGUCGUCCAGAUCUCAGCGGGUAGGCUUGGGAUUCAGCGGUGUGGUAUCGGGAGUCGUGACCAGCGCCGCGUGUCUAAUGCCACAUCAACAGAUGCUGUUAUUUGGCGUUGUGCCACUUCCGUUAUGGGCAUUAGCUAUUGGUUAUAUUGCGUAUGAUACGUAUGCAAUGGAUGGUGAUACAAGUGUAGCCCAUGACGCUCAUGUUGGGGGUGCUAUAUUCGGGGGAGCAUUCUACAUGUUGGCUUUGAAGAGAUUUGGAGGCAUUCUGGGCCCGAGAAUGCGAUAAGCCGUUUGCUGUUGCCCGAGGUAGUACUCGGCACAAGGCGUUACCGAGAGGUAGACGCUAGAUGCAGACGAUUACUUCGUUGAAGUACCAUGUUUCAUUUAGUCAUAUACGAGAUGAGGGAAGCUUGUACUCGGUGGUUUUCUAUGCGGACAGCUUAAGUCACCGCAUUGUUGCUAAAGCCUAUCAUGGCAUAGAUUGGUACCUUUCUUCUGCCUAUAAAAGCAUGUUUCGUUCAGAAGGCAUCCCCUUAAAUAUCAUCUUUGUAUCUAUAUAACCAGGUUUUUAUUUUCAAAUAUUUUACGCUAGUGAUGUAGGCAAUCUAGUGCUUACUAUAAUAAUACUAGUGAUUCGCCC
Verruconis gallopava is the source of this 1401-nucleotide messenger RNA. RefSeq lists its product as uncharacterized. The coding region runs from base 226 to 1047 and encodes 273 amino acids. The record is from RefSeq and is a predicted model, not a curated record. The transcript has a single exon. NCBI's taxonomy places the organism in Eukaryota, Fungi, Ascomycota, Dothideomycetes, Venturiales, Sympoventuriaceae. Gene Ontology annotation, molecular function: serine-type endopeptidase activity. Gene Ontology annotation, cellular component: membrane.